Parasteatoda tepidariorum (common house spider) is the source of this 4320-nucleotide messenger RNA. Its product is annotated as Na(+)/citrate cotransporter. Lineage: Eukaryota; Metazoa; Arthropoda; Arachnida; Araneae; Theridiidae. Gene Ontology annotation, biological process: transmembrane transport; citrate transport; succinate transport. Gene Ontology annotation, molecular function: succinate transmembrane transporter activity; citrate transmembrane transporter activity. The record is from RefSeq and is a predicted model, not a curated record. Gene Ontology annotation, cellular component: plasma membrane.
CAAAAUCCGCGAAGGAACUCAUAGAAAACACGUGCUGCAGUGUCGUCAGAGUUCCCGAUCCAAUCCUCGAAUCCACCAAAGCUUGGAAGCGUUGUCAGUGAAGUAAAAAAAAAAAAUCCAAACAAACUGAAAAAGAGUCGAUCUUGUUCUCCGCAAUGUGUCCAAUUCGUACCUGUUGAUAUCGUCACGAAGGGAAAACAAUAACUACGGAAAUAGUUUUAAAAUUUUCUUCUGUUUGUUUUACGAACCAAUCUUAUUUUAUCGCGCUUGCUACAAUCUCUUUUUUCACUUAAAGAAAAAUGCAAACGAUUAACUAACUCGAAAACUUUUAAUUGCUUUUACAAUAUUUUAAGGAAUAUUUUAAGCUAAUGGGUGAAUUUCUUUUUGGAAUUUAUUAGCUGAAUUCAUCUAUAUACAUAUUUUUAAAAGUUGAAAUCAAUUUUUUGUUUUGUUAUGUAAUGUGAUAAAAAUGUCGUUUGUGAAAAAUUGGAAAAAAGUCUUUAGUAUAUGGUGGAAACCUGUGAUUUCAAUUUUAAUUCCUCUAGCUCUUCUGCCAAUAAUUAUCUUAUAUGACUCUCAGGUGUCAAGAUGUGGUUAUGUAGUUAUUUGGAUGGCAUUUUAUUUCAUGUUAGAACCUGUUCCAUUACCGGUGACAGCUCUCAUUCCAGUAUUUGCCUUCCCAUUACUCGGAGUAUUGUCAACUACAGAGGCUUGCGCUCCCUACAUGAAAGAUACUAUAAUGAUGUAUGUAGGCAGCUUAACUUUGGCUGUUGCCGUUGAGCACUGCAACUUGCAUAAACGCAUAGCUUUGAAAGUAUUGCUGCUCAUAGGUACUGGACCUCGGUGGUUAAUGUUAGGUUUCAUGGUGACAACUAUGUUUCUCUCAAUGUGGAUCAGUAAUACAGCAACCACAGCCAUGAUGGUGCCUAUAGUGGAUGCAGUUCUGGAUGAAUUGGAAAAAGAAGAAAGAAAAACCAUGAAAUGUGAUGCAGCCAUAAGCUGUAAGAAAAUGAUAUCACUUCCAUCUAAUGCAUCAUCGUCAACUAUUUGGAAUGUUGAAUUAAAUAAGAAUCAUUAUCAAAUUAAUAUGCAACUCUCCAACAAUUCCAAUUCGAGUCCAGAGAAGGAAUUUAGGCGUUUGCGAGAUUCUCUUCUUCUAAGUAUUGCAUAUGCAGCUAAUUGUGGUGGGACUGGAACAGUUAUAGGUUCUGGACCAAACCUUGUUCUAAAAGGUUUAAUGGAAGAGUUAUAUCCUGAUUCUUCAGAGUUGACAUUUGCAACAUGGCUACUCUAUAAUGGUCCUGUUAUGGUCAUUUGUGUUAUAAUCUGUUGGAUUAUUCUCCAGUUUUCAUUUGUACCUUGUUGUUCAAAAGAAACAAAAAGAGCUAAGAUUUCAGCAGAAAACAUUGUUUUGAAAAGCUACAAGGAGCUUGGAAAAAUCACAUUUCAUGAAACUGCUGUUGCAGUUUUAUUCAUACUCGUUGUUUUCUUGUGGUUCUUACGUGACCCUCAGUUCUUGAAUGGUUGGGCAUAUUAUAUUCCAUAUGGCAAAAACAUUCGUGAUGCUACGCCAGUGUUGGGGGUCUGUGUCUUGUUAUUUAUUAUUCCAUCAAAGCCGUCACUGACAGAAAGAAGUCCCCCGUUGCUCGUAUGGAAAACUGCUCAGAAGAAAUUACCUUGGGGUAUACUUUUGCUGCUGGGCAGUGGAUUUGUUAUUGCAGAUGCAGCUAAGAAAUCUCAUCUAUCAUCCUGGCUGAGUUCGCAGUUAUCAUAUUUAAACGUCUUAUCUCCUUCAGCUAUCGUAAUCAUUUUAACAUUCAUGGCUUCAAUUUUGACUGAAGUUAUAAGCAAUAUGUCAAUGGCAACUAUCAUGCUUCCAGUGGUGAGCGAAAUGGCCGAAGCACUGCAUGUCCACCCUCUUUAUCUAAUGCUUCCGGUGACAAUCGGCUGUUCUUUUGCAAUGAUCUUACCAGUGGGAAAUCCAUCAAAUGCCAUUGUAUUUGAUGCCAGCAGCAUGAAAACGUUAGAUAUGAUGAAACCGGGCCUGGUCUCAAAAUUUCUAUGCUGUGCGGUAGAAUUAAUUAUGAUCCAAACAUUAGGAGUUGCCAUAUUUAACUUAAAGACAUUUCCUGAAUGGGCUGGUGGUAAUUUGGAACUUUUGGCUGCUAACACAACCCAGCUGUCAUUUUUGAACAGCACUGUUGGGACCCCAUUGAACAUUACUGAUAAUCAAAUAAGAUGACCCCUGUUAAAAAGAAAUCGAGAAUUAGUAAUUAACUGAUAUGUGUGAAUGAGUGUGCAAAAUCUGUAAAUGAUUUGCGCAUAAGGAAUAAUUAUGUUGAGCAUAUUGCUCUGAAAAAUUAGCAUCAGCCACCUAGUUUUUAGUAUUUUAAUACCUCUACACUUUUAAUUGUCAUACUCUGCAAAUAAUUAUUAUAAAAAGCACAUUUUUAACUUUUGAAACAAAUGUAAAUAUGAUAAUGUGCUAUGAGAGGGAAACCAAAUGUGGAAAGCUUUACACAUAGAAAAUCGUUUGCUGUUUAGAAAAUAUACAGGGUUUACAUGUAAAGACUGCCCUUAAUAAGUAUUUUUAGAGUCUUGUCAAAAAUAACAAAAAACAUGUCAAUGUGGGUACCUAAUUAUCACGUAAUCAGAGAAAAACGAAUAGGCUAUCAAAAUCUGACAAGUCAUAGUACAGGGAAGCAAAUGCAAUAAACAACAGAGGAGAGCUGAAAGACGAAUAUUAAAAACAUCUUAAAGUUUAAUUUAAACCUUUAAUUUUUAAAAAAAACCUAUAAUUUAAUCUGUGUUGACAUUUAUUACAUACACUGCCUGUACUGUAAUGUAUGAUAGUUCCUAAGCACCUAAAUAGAAAUUCAUCAUCCCCAUGUGUAUAGUUUUUUGUAUAAUUUUUGGUAAAGAUUCUUAAAGUACAUUAAGGGUGACCUUUGUGGAACACUCUGCACGUAUAGAUUUAGACAUGGUUAACAUGAAUUGUAAAAUAAGACGGCUUGGCUAUCAAAAUCUGGCAACUCACAUUACAGGGAAGCAAAUGUAAUAUACAACAAGAUAACAAGGAAACAGAGAAGGUAUGAGAGACAAUUGUUAGAAACGUCUUAAAGUUCCAAAAUUAAACUUGUUUUGAUGUUUAUUACGUUUGCCUGCUUCAACUGUAAUGUAUCACAGUUCAAAAGCGUCUUUGUUUUUUUCUCGUUUAAAUAUAAAUUUACUACUCCAUGUGCAUAUUUUUUUCUGUUUUCAGAUUUGGUAAAGAUUCUAAAAAUACAUUAAGAGCGACCUUUACAGAGCACCCUGUACAUUUAGAUUCAGACAUCGUAACAUAAAUUAUUAUAUAGGAUUGUUUGACUGUGAUUUAGAAUAAUAAUUAAGUAUCAUAUUCCAUAGGACUGAAGCAAACACUACAGGGUGGUCCGAAAGCACCACCCUUAGUAUGCAUAAUUUUACUGCUUGUCGAAAACUAAGAAUUAAUUAGGUUCAUAAACUAAUGUAAGCGAGGAAAAAGCAAAAAUAUUGUCAAAAUAUGAUGACUCAUUAUUGAGAACAGUGGAAUUAAUGAAAUUUAAAGAAGUUUUGUCUCCUCUGAGUUUUUCACGCCAUCAAACAGUUACUGAUAUUUUCAACCAAACCUUCUUGUAUAAUUAUUCAUCAGGAUAUGCAAAUAUUCUUUUUUUAUGGCUUAAAAUAUUAAUUCGUGACAUUUUCUGUUCAUUUUUAAACUCAUAAAGAUUUCAAGAAAAGAUAAGAUUUCUUUGAAUUAUAUAAGAGUGCAUAAACUAAAAUAAAGUGUAGCCAUCAUAAAAUUACAAACGAAAAUUAUGUAAAUCAAUAUUUCUAAUACGUAAAAUUUAAUAUAGAUUGUUUUCAAGUAAACACCAACGAAAAGGAAGUAAUAUAAAAAUAACAUGACGCAAAUGAUUAUUUUUUAUCUACUUCAUUAAUAAUAUUUUAGUAACAUAGUCUAUGUAACUUAUCGAUUUAGAAUUAUUUUAAUUAAAACAUUAUGAAAGUAUAAGUCAGUUACGUAUUGUGCAUGAGUUAUUCAAAACGAAAUAUUUUUUCAUGGGAUGUGUAAUAAAUAUGAUUUUUAUUUAUUAGUCAAAUAUGUGUAAGUUAGUUUUCAUGUUUAUUUGAAUUUCUUGUUUACCAUUAUAGGAAGAUUUCUUAUUAUUUGUUAUUGAAAUCUAUAGUUUUGUUGUUGACUCUGUCAAAAAUAUAAAAAUGAGUUUUGUUGAAUGGCUGAAUAUGGUAUACAAAAAUCUAUAUGAUUUUCUUAAAAAAAUAAAGUUACUUUUUACUUAA